Molecule: messenger RNA, 2464 nt
Organism: Ruditapes philippinarum (Manila clam)
Lineage: Eukaryota; Metazoa; Mollusca; Bivalvia; Venerida; Veneridae
Exons: 7
Coding region: 39-1754 (571 amino acids)
Biological process (GO): tRNA 5'-leader removal
Molecular function (GO): ribonuclease P activity
Source: RefSeq, a predicted model, not a curated record
AACAACAACAACAAUUCUCAGGUAUCCUGCUCGCAUCGAUGAUGGUUAUGUUUAUUCUAAAGUUUGCAAGAAACACUUUAGUACAGAAAUUACUAACUGCUAAUGGUUUAAGACUCUUCAAUGACCAUUCUAAAUGCUUAUUGUUCCCAUUAAUGCACUUUAAAUCAAUUCCUGGUGCAUCCAGAGCAAUAUCUACAUCAAAUAGAAGAGAGGAUAUAGCUAAAUCCAAAACUCCACCAAACCAGAAGUUUAUUGCCUUUAAUGAAAAAGUUAACAGUGAAGAAAAUGAUUUUACAAUGACAUUUGCUGAAUGGGAAAAGCUUGAACAAGACAUUUUAGAAGAAUCUGCAGGGUUUGCUAGUUACAUUGAUUAUUCUAUCAUGAAAUCAUUGAGCCGUAAACCUGAUUUAAGUGUCUCAUACUAUAAUUUUAUAAAGUCUAAAAGAGAACCAAACAUAUCAACAAUGGUUGAAUUAAUUGUCAAUUGUGCAGGAAAAUAUGAUGAUCUUGUAUUUGAGGUGUUGGAAAAAAUAAAGAAUACCUAUGAUCCAGUGUAUUUUGAAGUAAUUGGAUCUAAAGUUGCAUUUGGUAUUUCCAAAACAAAGAAAUAUACUUUGGCAGUUGAUUAUUUAGAUUAUGUAUGCAUGGACUCUGAGAUACCUGGUUUUGCAAUUAAGACAUUAGUUCAGAUUUUUAAAACAUCUUUAAAACGCCAGGAUUACAAGACAUUCUGUGAAGUAUUCAAUAAAUACCUCCCUUUGUUGAGAAAGCAGCACAUACCUGAAAUGCAAACAUUUUCACGAACAUUUUUUGAAUGUUGGAAGGAUGGUGUGAUUCCUGCUGAUCUACUAUUUGAGAUACUGAAACUAGAAGAGUUACCUUUGGAAGAAGAUCUAGCAAACCAGUUAGAGACAUACUGUAAUAGUGAGUGGGCACAUUGUGAAAAUGCAAAACCAUCAAGAAUUCAGGCAAAAAGACGUAUGUGUUAUUUCUGUAAUGAAAUAAUUCCUGUUACUGAAGCAAUAGACGAGGCAGUCAUGAUAAAGAUGUUUCAAGAGGUUCUUGCGAAGAUGUUGAAAGAGAAUAACUUUACAAUAUCCAACACAUCUCAUGAAUUACAGAAGCUCCGUCGCAUUAUAAAGAAACAGGAGCAGCCAUUUGAUUAUGUAAUUGAUGCGGCAAAUGUAGGACCUUUUCAUUUGAAUCCUAUACUGAAGAAACUUAAAAACAGAGGAAAACAUGUCUUGGUGAUAUGUAAAAAUAAAAUGCAUACAUUGGACAAAGAACUUGGAAUAUUUUUGAUCUUGAAAAAAUGGACACAUGAUGAUAUUUACAUGCUGCUGGCAUCUUUUUUGUCCGGCUGGAACUGUUACCUGGUGACUAAUGAUGACUUUUCUGAUCAUAUUAUGAAAGCUGAUCGAGCAUUGAGGCCAUACUUUUAUUUAUGGAGAGAUAAAAGAAGAGUGUUUCAUGUUCAAGACAAACUUCUGCAUCCACCAGAAUAUAAAUGGACAGCACACGAGUCAAAUACAGCUUGGCAUAUACCAUAUUUAAAAGAGGUUCAGAUUGUUGAAGAAAACAAGGAAGUCAGUACACUUUUACAACAAUUUAAUGCACAGAUGUUCUUAUGUGUGACGAAAUCCAACUAUGUUCCUUCACCAGAGUUAUUAUUGUUAAGGCAGACAUUCAAAUCAUUUCAGGAACAAAGUAAAAAACUGUCAGAUUCUAAUGAUAACUUUUCAAAACUAUUUUGAGGACAAUAAUGAUAGUUUGAGGACAAUAAUGAUAAAUCUUCAGACUGCCAUGAUGAAACCUGGAGAAAUGCUUCGAGGACAAUAAUGAAAACUCUUCAGACUACUACGAUAAACCUAGAUAAAUGGAUUGAGGACAACAAUAAUAUAUCUUCAGACUGCCAUGAUGAAACCUGGAAACCUUGAUGAGCAAAAAGGGGUGGGGAGUUUUUGCAUAUUUUGAACUUUAUUUGGUUAUGAAGUGAAAAAGCAGUUUCUGUUUGCAAUGUGAAUCUGUUUAAGUUGGUAUACAUGUCGGGUAUCAAAAUAUGACUCCAAAUCAGAAGGGCACAUAAUCCCAAAUUUUAUUUUUGCAAGUCAUGCACCUAUUUUAUUUAUUUUUGUCUGCUAAUAUCAAUUUCCCAAAGACUGUCAAAGUUUAAAAGUUAUAUCACUUUAAAUUUGGAUUACUUGUUCUAUUUAAUUUGAAAUGCAUUUCUAAAAGGCAGAAUAUUUGCCUUUUCCUAAAAAAACUGUUAAAGAUAAAAAAAUUAUCAUUCAGAAUAUUUGCCUUUUCCUAAAAAACUGUUAGAUAUUAAAUUCAAACUUGAAGUAUUUGUUGACUGUCAAGGGCAAUUAAUUGUAAGGUACAGGAAAAUGGAAGGAACCUAAUAAGCUUUAAAAAAAAGUUGAUUAUAUGAAUGUAUAGAGAUUAAAUGAAUUUUGAACCUCAA